CCAGGUGAGGUGAGCGGCAGCUGUGAGACAGGAAACACGCAGCCUCAGUCGGUGUGUGGCAGUGCGUGGGGUAGGACGCGGUCGCUCUCCCUCUCCCGGUCCCUCGUCAUGCUGACUUUUCUUUGACAAGUGAUCGUACGUGAAGAAGACAACAAACAGGGCCACUUACCAACUGCUGAUGAGUUGUCGCUCUGAUGGAACCUGUCGAGUGUGGAAUUGUGAUUUGUGACGCAUUGAUGAAAUGUGUUGGUGACGCUUGUGAUACGUUGUGAUAGUGGCGGGAAGGAAGAUUGAUGAGGUAACACUGACAGCCUCAAGUAAACACUGUGAAUACCAUCGCCACUCUACUCACCACGACUAGUCACUGUCAUUAUGAGGACGCUACCAUGAUGUUGACAUUGGUGUUGCUGGUGGGCGCGGUCAGCUGCUCCCCAGUACCCAGCGAGCCUUCUCUUCCGGCUUCCAUUGCUCGCCAUGGCACAUCGCCUGCUGGCGCGGCUCACGUGGAAGCCACCCACGAAGCACGGCAGGUCACCUUUGAAGUGAUCGACGAAGUGGGUGAAACAACACUCUCAACUACCUCAUCAGAUCUUUCUGUCGAGGACGACCCUCCUAUUCCCACCGCCACCACUCCUCCUGUGCUUCCUGAAUCCGAGCCCCAGGAAGCCAACCCUGCAGUAACCGAGCCGCACCACGCGCAGCAGCAGCAGCGUGAAACCAAUCCUUAUUUUAGCCAUGGGAGCCCCCUAGUCAUCCAGCCCCAUGACCCCCACGACAUUCACCUUCAUGCAUCACUGCCACUCUCACAAGCCACUUCACAUCAUGCUUCACAAAACAGUAGCUCACAUGCAUCAUCCUUUCAGCAUCAAACAUCUAACUCUGAAGCCGUUCAGCCCCACACCACCAGCUCAGGGGUCAAGCAGAAUGACACCACACCAGAAGUCAUCCACUCUCAUGGUGCAAAUCCAGAAACUUCCCUUUCUCAUGAGAAGAGUUCAGAAGACACUCUACCUCACAAGUUAGCAGAGCAAAAUAGUGAGUCUGGAAAUGACAAGACUUCUCCACAGAUUGUUUCGUCUGAGGAAGCUUCCACAGAAAAGUCAGUCUUUUCACAGAAAACACCAACUUCACAGUCCUCUGAACAAGAACAAGUGCAGUCACCAGAAAAGUACCAGCCUCAUGAAACUUUAGUUAAUGGUAGUAGUGAUGAGAGUAGCCAGCUGAUGGGGGAUGAUGGGUCCAAGAGUCAGAAUAGCAAAAAUACCAGUGAAGUCUCUCACAAUGUUCCCCAUCAUCAUUACGAUCCAGAGGUUGAGUCUAUUGUUGAGGCCGAUCUGCACUCGUGGGAAAGCAGUGAACACAAGCACUCCUCUGUCUCUAAAGACAGAGUCGAUACUGAAGAUACUGGAGCUGGAGAGGACUUCGCAGAUGUAGGGAACCAAGGAAUUAGAAAUGUAGUGAGUAGAGAGAAUAAUAGAACAUUGCCUUUAAGAGAAGCUGUCAGAGAAACCAUUUUGGUUGGCCAUUCCCUUGAACUAGCAAAAGAUGAGAACAGUGACACUAAAGAUGGAAAAGUUGAAUACAUUGACACCAGAGCAUUGUCAACAGAUACCGAAGAGGAUACCACUGAUGAACUCACAGCUGAAGAGCAGCAACAAGAGUCUAACAUCCAGGUCAGUAUCGCAGGAGAAAGUGUUCAGCAUCCCCAUGAACCAGCAGGAAGUGACGACAAACCAUUAGAGGAGAGCGGUAACACCAGCCAGACUCAUGAAGUUUCAGAUUCACAAAAGAAAGAAGAGAAAUCUGAAAAUAUAGAAGAGUCUGCUGGGGAGGUGGAAGUCAUUCCUUCAUUGAUAUUGGACAGUUUAUCUCCUAUAGACAUUGUAGAGAGGAGUGAGGGAGCUGAAAAAGAAGUGCUAGAAGGAGCUGCAUCUGAGACAGUAGCUGAGACGGUUCUAGGAGAGACAGACCUCACACCAGCAGAGACAGCUGUUGAGGAAGACGCACGUGAAUCCCGCAUUUAUGUGAAGGGCACUGAAGACCAAGCUCCUGAUGCUGCCAGUGUGGAGGACCAAAGAGAUAAUGUGAAUCACAAUGUCUCAAAGAUGACUGGUGGACUGGAAAGCAUGAGCAUGACAUCGCCUACUCCUGAUACAUCUUUGGAGGAAGGACGAUCUUCAGAGGACACGGAAGCUACAAUAAUGCCACCCGAGACAUUUGAGAAGAAUGAGAAUACAACUGCAGUAGAGACUGAAGGCAAAAUUGAGGGAGAUGAAGAAAGUCCUAACCCAGCUCCAAGUGUUGUCCCGCCACCCACUGAAGAUUACACUGAUAAUUACAGCGAUCCCAUCAGUGCAGAAAGCCUUCCUGACGAGCUGGUGACCCAAGAAGAGAUACCUAGCAGAGAACGGCCUCAGACAGACUAUCCACUCCUGUCAACCAGUGAUAAGGAGGCUAGUGGAAACCUUAGGACAGAAGGAGGUGUGGCCUGGGCUUUGCCUCCCCAGCAGGAGCAAGUGAGUGCCGUGGCUCCAGACUCCCUCACUCCGGGCUGCAUUGUUGCCAUCGUGUUUGGUGUUAUCAUCUCAGUCACUCUUUUGUUGGGUGUGGGUGGAUUUGUGGUUUGGCAGCGACGCACCCUCAACCGCCCUAAGGUGCUGGGCUCUGACAGGGGCUAUGCGGGAUCAGACUCAGGUGGCUACAUUGAUGACCAGGUGCGGGUCUCCUACGUCAACUCUCAGAUUGAUUCACCCAAGGGCACAGGUGGCCAGGCCUCUCAGUCAGCUCAGGGAGAGCAGGUGCCACAGGUCCUGAUACACCUUAGAAGCCUCAAGCCCUCUUUGCCUAAGGGCUUAGGGAAGAGCUUUCAAAAGGCUCUCCCAUCCAUGCCCAAGGUUGCCCCUAUGAAUCUUCCCAACAUUGGCCAGUUCAUCCCUAAGCGGGAGUCCAGAGGAUCUAAUCAGUCUGGACAAUGACUCCUUCUUGAACAGUCUGGAGUCCAUGACUAUUCAGAACUUAUGGACUGACAAUAUUCGCCACACUAAGUUGUAACCCCUCGCCUAUCCAUAUUCUUCUUGUGCUUGCUAGAGAGAGAGAGAGAGAGAGAGAGAGAAUAUCAUCAUAAAAAAGGUAAACUACAGAUAAGUUUUCUAUGCUUUUAUGUUACCAAACUAGAUAUCCACAUUGGUUUUUUUUUCAGUUGUCUAGCUUGCACAUGGAAGUAUGGAAAGAGGUUAUGUGAUGUUGAAGAUGAUCUCUAGUUGGUCAGUGCUGUACAUGACUAUGAGUAAGGUAUUUACAUAACUGGUGGUGAAUGUGAGUCACAUUCCUGAGUAGUACAGAUGCGUGCAAGUUCAUGAUCUUGAAGUAAUAAGUUUCCAUAGAUUUUCUGAAAUUUUAUACGUAAACAAGUGACUUGUGCAGUAUUUUUCCUAAAGCAAUAGGAUACUCUCUAGAAAUCUGGAUUUUUAUGGAGUAAACUUCUUGUUUAUUUGAUGUACACCAGUAAUCUUGAUGGAAUAAAUUUUUACAUUCUUAAAAGCGUACAUUAUGUUGCAAAUUGAUAGAAAAUCUUACAUUUUUUGCAUGUGGCAUAGAGCGGCUGGGUAACCAUGGUGACGUCAAGCAGUUCAUGAAGAAAAGGCAGUCACACUUAAAUUUCCAUGUUUUUGGCUCUUUGUUACUGGAGUCCGAAGAGAACGAUGGGAAGAUGCCAUCCCUCUAUACUGGAAAUCAAUAACUUACUGCUUUAUAGUUUUUGGUUUAUUCAGAUAGCCUUCUAUGGAGUGUAUGUAAUGAAUAGGGAACAGACGAAAAACACACUUAGUUUUUCUUAUCGAAAGUGAAACAUUGCACUCCCACAUUACUUAGGAGUGUAAAUAACAAAAGUCCUAUGUUGUACUGCAAUUCUGUUAAACAUUUUGUACAUAAUCGUUCAUCAAUACUGAUGCAUAGGCCAAUUAUUCUUUAGUGUGACCCUCUCUUACAUGGACUGAUAUUGUAAGUUUUUAGAAAGGAAAUAUGAAAUAUAAACAUGUCUAGGCUUGUUUUACAUUUUGAAGGUAAUACAGCAUUACUUUAGCCAUUGUAUGUAAUUUUCAGCAUAAUAGGGAAGAUCUUCCUUUCAUUGUCCGUGGAAAGGCAUGGAGAGCAAAAUCAUAUAAAAAUAUUACAGUAUGAUUAAAUACAAUAGAUUGAAUUCAACUAAGAGGAAGGUAACACAAUAUGUAAGAAUCAAAAAGAAUUCAAUGUUUUGAUACACACUUCUGAUAUCCUGCAUCACAAACCAUGCCUGACAAUGAAUCUUAACCCCAGCAGGUCAAUGUGAUAUUAUUCUUAGAACUUUACCAUUUAAGUCUUUCACAAGGAUUGGUGUGUUCUGAAUUGCCUAAUUCUUGUUAUCUUGAAUCACAACAACUUGUUUUCCAAUGCUAAUUUCUCCUUUUAAUUCAAAGAAUUUUAUUGGUUUAAACAAAAUAUAAUCACAAGCUAUUUGAAUACGUAAUUCAUGUAGGUUUCAUUAAGCGGCUGUAAUCUCAGAGAGCCUAUGUCAUCCAGGCAAAUUUUCAUAAACUGUUCCAAAUGAAAAUAACGUAAUUUUUUUUCUUUUUUGAAUUGAAACUAAAUGUCUUAAGAAGAAGUCAGAUCAUAAACUAACACUCAG
Molecule: messenger RNA, 4663 nt
Organism: Portunus trituberculatus (swimming crab)
Lineage: Eukaryota; Metazoa; Arthropoda; Malacostraca; Decapoda; Portunidae
Product: nucleolar and coiled-body phosphoprotein 1-like
Exons: 6
Coding region: 387-2975 (862 amino acids)
Source: RefSeq, a predicted model, not a curated record